AUGUCUGCAAAGUCCAAAGAGAAAUUGGCUUUCUCCGCUCCAGACGGUUUGUACCAAUUCCGGACACUUCCGUUUGGGUUAUUCGGGGCCCCGGCCACCUUCCAGCGCCUGAUGGAUCGGGUGCUGCAUCCGCAUGCUGCGUAUGCUGCUGCCUAUUUGGAUGACGUCAUCAUCCACAGUAGCAGCUGGGCGCAGCAUGUGCAGCAGACCGAAGCCUCGGACGGAGGGCUGGGGGCCGUUUUGACCCAGCAGGUGGAUGGAGUCGAUCGCCCGGUGCUGUACAUCAGACAAAAAUUAUCACAUCGGGAGGCGAGGUACAGCACAAUUGAAAAGGAGUGCCUUGCCAUCCGGUGGGCGGUCGGUUCCCUCCGCUAUUACCUGCUGGGUCACCCAUUCACCCUCUGUUCGGACCACGCUCCCCUCCAGUGGCUGCACCGCAUGAAGGAUGCCAACGUGCAAAUCACCCGUGCUGCAAAUAAAAGGAUUAAGAUGAUGUCAUCAAUUGCCAAAAUUGCUAAGAGAGAAGAACCAAUCAGCUUUUGGGAAAUGUGUUCUAUUGAUGGGUCAACAGAAGUUUUCAAUAAAGUUAAACACACCCUCAUUAUGAAAGCUCCGUUGUUGUCUAAUGUUAGUCAAAUGGAUGUGAAAAGAGAGCAGAAUUGGACUGUGGAAGAAACGGUGAUGUUGGUAGAGGAGGUGGAGGCAAAGAAGGAAAUAAUUAAGGGAAAAUUUAGCCCCACACUUACAAGUCGACACAAAAAAGAAGUUUGGAAGCAGAUCGCAGACAGCAUUAAUGCGAGCUUCUCCUCCACCAUUCGGAGUCCACAGGAAUGCGAAAAGAAAUGGUACAAUGUUUUAUCCAAAGCGCAUCAGGAAAUCUCCACUGUCAAGAAGGCAACAUCUGGCACUGGUGGAGGUCCUGCGCCUAAACCUUUAAGCGCAGUGGCAGAAGUAGUUCUCCACAUCCUUGGAGAAAACAAUGCCACAAUCAGUGGAGUGGGUGACUGUCAGGAUGCUGCACUACUCAAACUGCAGGCCGUAGUAAGUAAUGUAGAUGAAAACACCAUCUCGUCCCCUCAUGAGCUGCCUGUGGAGCUUCCAGGACCAUCUGGCAUUCCCUCUCCAGCAGCAGGCCCAGAGCCCCGGCUCCCUGAGCCCCCACUGGCCACUGCCACUCCACGGCUCAACCCGGACGAGGUGGAGGACAUGGAUGCACUGCGGAGAGAAGAGUUGCGGAUGAGCAUAAUAGUUUUAAGGAUGAAGGAGCAUUAUUAUGAACUAAAAAUAAAAAAGAUGAAACCUUGCUUAUUGCUGUCUUUUUAA
Messenger RNA from Anguilla anguilla (European eel), 1323 nucleotides. Its product is annotated as myb/SANT-like DNA-binding domain-containing protein 4. The transcript is spliced from 5 exons. Lineage: Eukaryota; Metazoa; Chordata; Actinopteri; Anguilliformes; Anguillidae. Bases 1 to 1323 code for a protein of 440 amino acids. Gene Ontology annotation, cellular component: nucleus. The record is from RefSeq and is a predicted model, not a curated record.